Messenger RNA from Pongo pygmaeus (Bornean orangutan), 3443 nucleotides. It is a transcript of the gene FBXW9, whose product is annotated as F-box and WD repeat domain containing 9. The record is from RefSeq and is a predicted model, not a curated record. Lineage: Eukaryota; Metazoa; Chordata; Mammalia; Primates; Hominidae. Bases 1583 to 2971 code for a protein of 462 amino acids. The transcript is spliced from 8 exons. Gene Ontology annotation, molecular function: protein binding.
CCCAGCUACUCUGGAGGCUGAGGCAGGAGAAUCGCUUGAACCCGGGAGGCGGAGGUUGCAGCCAGCCGAGAUUGCGCCACUGCACACCAGCCAGGGCGACAGUGUGAGACUUAGUCUCAAAAAAAAAAAGUGAUGUUAUUGUUAAAAGUAACUUUCUGCCGGGCGCAGUGGCUCAUGCCUGUGAUCCCAGCACUUUGGGAGGCCGAGGCGGGCGGAUCACAAGGUCAGGAGAUUGAGACCAUCCUGGCUAAUACGGUGAAACCCGUCCCUACUGAAAAUACAAAAAUUAGUUCAUCUGGGCGCGGUGGCUCACGCCUGUAAUCCCAGCUCUCAGGGAGGCAGAGGCGGGAGGAUAGCUUGAGCCCAGGAGUUCGAGACCUGCCUGGGCAAUAUAGCAAGACCCCGUUCUCCACAAAAAGGAAGACAAAAAAAAUAAUAAGCAUAAAAAUUAGUUCGGCGUGGUGGCGUACUCCUGUAGUCCCAGCUACUCGGCAGGCUGAGGGGCAGGAGAAUCGCUUGAACCCGGGAGGUGGAGGUUGCGGUGAGCUGAGAUCGCGCCACUGCACUCCAGCCUGGGCGACAGAGUGAGACUCCGUCUCAAAAAAGAAAAAAAAAGGUAGCUUUCCACCAGGCGCGGUGGUUCACGCCUGUAAUCCUGGUACUUUGGGAGACCAAGUUGGGGGCGGAUAGCUUGAGCUCAGGAGUUCGAGACCAGCCUGGACAACGUAGUGAAACCCUGUCUUUACAAAAGAAUACAAAAAUUAGCCGGGUGUGGUGGUGCGCGCCUGUAGUCCCAGCUACUUGAGGGGCCGAGGCGGAAGAUCACUUGGGCCCAGGAAGCGGGGGUUGCAAUGACUCAAGCACUCCACUUGGAGGACUGCACUGCUGUCCUCCAAGGUUGGGUUGGGGAAUGGGGUCUGGAGAGGUAGUUCUGAGGCCCCAGUUCCUUUCUCAAAAAAAAAGUCACUUAAGUGAGGCCUCUGCAGUGUAACUGCAUAUUUCUGGCUCUGGGAAAAGAGGCAAGAGUUCCAAUCGCUACUCCUUAAACUCGGAAAGGGGCCUUUGGGUUUCUAAGCUCAGUGUCACAUAUAACAGAUGCCUUCGUUAAAGCAGUGUUUAUUUUUUAUAGAGCAGUGUUUAUUUUAUGUCUAAUUUAAAGAGACAGGGUCUCACUAUGUUGCGCAGGCUGGAGUACAGUGACGCAAUCAUGGCUCACUGCACUCUCGAACUCCUGGACUCAAGGGAUCCUACCCCUUCACCUUCCUGAGUAGCUGGAACCACAGGCGCGCGCCACCCCGCCUGGCUUGAAUUUCGUUUUUAGCCAGAGUUGGCUGGCUCUCGGUAUCGGCACGACAAGAGAUGCUAGUUUAAAAAGCGCAGAAACAGGAACCUGCAUUUUCCAGCCUAAGGCAGACGCAGUUGCAGGAAUCCCUGUAAGCGGGUCGAUGUUCUGUAUUAAGCCAGUGACUGACUUCCUCCGCGCGCUUCCGGUGGGCGCAUAAACGUCAUCAGACAGCGCCGGAAGUACCCUCGUGCUGCCUAGGAGACAAGACGCGAGGCAGGCAGCGCCCACCCGGUCGCCAUGGAGCUUCCCCUAGGGCCGUGCGAUGAUUCCCGCGCCUGGGACGAUGACUCGGACCCAGAGUCAGAGACAGACCCAGACGCGCAGGCCGAGGCCUAUGUGGCCCGCGUUCUCAGUCCUCCAAAAUCCGGGCUGGCGUUCUCGCGCCCCUCGCAGCUAUCCACGCCCGCCGCGUCCCCGAGCGCUUCGGAGCCUCGGGCCGCGUCCAAGAUUUCGGCCGUAAGUGAGCCAGGCCUUCUGAGCCUUCCCCCGGAGCUGCUGCUCGAGAUCUGCUCCUACCUGGACGCCCGUCUCGUGCUCCACGUCCUGUCGCGGGUGUGCCACGCGCUGCGCGACCUCGUGUCUGACCAUGUCACCUGGAGGCUACGCACGCUACGCCGCGUACGCGCGCCCUACCCAGUGGUGGAAGAGAAGAACUUUGACUGGCCGGCAGCCUGCAUUGCGCUGGAGCAGCACCUGUCCCGCUGGGCAGAGGAUGGGCGCUGGGUUGAAUACUUCUGCCUGGCCGACGGGCACGUGGCUUCUGUUGACUCAGUGCUGCUGCUCCAGGGUGGGUCACUCUGUCUGUCGGGCUCCCGAGAUCGCAACGUCAACUUGUGGGACCUGCGGCAGCUGGGGACGGAGUCCAACCAGGUUCUGGUCAAGACCUUAGGCACUAAGCGAAAUAGUACCCAUGAGGGCUGGGUGUGGUCACUGGCAGCACAGGACCACCGCGUGUGCUCCGGCUCCUGGGACAGCACAGUGAAGCUCUGGGACAUGGCAGCGGAUGGGCAGCAGUUCGGCGAGAUAAAGGCCAGCUCAGCCGUGCUGUGCCUCUCCUACCUGCCUGAUAUCCUGGUGACUGGCACCUAUGACAAGAAGGUGACCAUCUACGACCCCAGAGCCGGCCCAGCCCUGUUGAAGCGCCAGCAACUACACUCCAGACCCGUGCUGACCCUGCUGGCGGAUGACCGGCACAUCAUCUCAGGCAGCGAGGACCACACCCUGGUGGUGGUGGACCGCCGAGCCAACAGCGUCCUGCAGCGUCUGCAGCUGGACUCCUACCUGCUCUGCAUGUCCUACCAGGAACCCCAGCUCUGGGCUGGUGACAACCAGGGCCUGCUGCACGUCUUCGCCAACCGCAACGGCUGCUUCCAGCUUAUCCGGUCCUUUGAUGUGGGCCACAGCUUUCCUAUCACUGGGAUCCAGUACUCAGUGGGAGCCUUGUACACCACAUCCACUGACAAGACCAUCCGGGUGAGGCUCCUGCCCAGCCCCCACCCCAGGACAGUCCCUGCCCCUCCCCUACCUCCAUCAGCCAGGGGCACACCUCUUGACCUCGCCCAUUGCCCCUCACUAGGUGCACGUGCCCACAGACCCACCAAGGACCAUUUGCACCCGAAAGCAUGACAAUGGGCUCAAUAGGGUAAGGUCCUGCCCCAUGUGCCCUGCCCAGCUGGCCAGAGCGCCAUUGUCCCUGACUCCUCAUGUUCCUCCCCCUUCCCAGGUCUGUGCUGAGGGCAACCUAGUGGUGGCCGGCUCUGGAGACCUGUCGCUAGAGGUCUGGAGGCUGCAGGCCUGAGCAGGUGGACAUGGAUGUGGACACUGCCUACCGGAGGCUGGGCUUCCUCCUCUGUUCUUGGGGGACCAUCCCCAAUGUUGGUGCUGCCUCCGCCCCUGCCCCGUGGGCCUAGGGCACAAGGAGUCCCGGCCACAUUCGGGUGAGGGUCCUAUGCCCGGGGGAAGGGUGAAAUUGGGGUUCAGGCCCACCCAGGGGGCCGCUCCCCACUCUUGGGCUCUGGUUUUGUUAUGAUUUGGAUGCCCUGCUCUCAGGUGAGAGCGAAGGAGAAAUAAACCUGACAUGUUGGUGCUUGGGCCUGAA